AUGCGGAAGAGAGGACAAUCAGACGGAGGCAGCCGUGUGGGCUUUGUGCUAGUGAUGAGGAGCACCAACCAGCAGCGUCCCCAAAGGGGCUCCCAGCCGCCCCGCAGCAAGCCUCGGCAGCCCUUGAAACGACAGCCGAGCUCAGGCUUCGAAUGCAGGGCGCUGGGGGCUCUGGGCAAUAGUUACCUGGCUGAAGUAUCUGAGCGAUCUCUGGAGUCGCCCUUCAGAAAACACAGCCUGCGGAUUCCAGCUCUGUGUCAGCUACACCUGUGUCUCUGCCCCACCGACUCUAAGCGCAGCCAGACCCCGGGGGACACGUGUGUUUGCCCCCAGGACUGCCUGAGCAAGCGCCAGGUGCUGAGCACCAUUCAGCAGAUGCAGAAGCUGCUGUCCACGCAGGAGGCCAUCCAGCUGCAGGGGAUGCGCAGCCUCAAGAAGCAGCUCACGGUCCUGCAAAGCAACAUCCACAAGCAGGCCACGAAGCGCAACGACAGCUGUCCCCACCUGACGGCACCCCUCAAUGGCAGGAAGCUGGGCGAGAAGGCCACGGUGGGGCAUGAGGUGCACUUCCUGUGUGAGGCCGGCUUCCGGCUGGUGGGCUCCGAGUCCCGCACCUGCCUGCAGGACCGGACGUGGAGCGGCCAGCAGCCCUUCUGCCAGACUACCAGCAACUGCGCCAGCAGCCCUUGUGCCAAUGGCGGGACCUGUGUGGAGGACGUGCGGCGGUUCACCUGCUUGUGCCCCAGCAGCUGGUCAGGCAGUAACUGCCAGACCCCCAUCUACUCCUCCUGGGUGACGCUGAGCCCCUCGUCCUUCAGUCGCCAGCCCCGCUGCACAGACGCCCGCCUGCGCUCGCCCCACUGCACCUGUGACACCGGCUUCCAGCUGCGGGCCGGCGGCGUGUGCCAAGAUGUUGACGAGUGCCAGCUCUUCCAGGCCAGCUGGCAGACCCGCCUCUGCGUGCACGAUUGUGUCAACCUGCCCGGCUCCUACCACUGUGUCUGCCCCCAGGGCUACCUGCUCCAUGCCGACCAGAACACGUGCACCGAUGUGGACGAAUGCACCGACAAUCAGCACAACUGCAGCCAUGGCGAGCUCUGCGUCAAUGUCUUUGGGGGCUACUGGUGCGUGCGCCCCAAGUGCCCCCAGCCCAGGCUCAACACCAGCUACGUCAAGACCUCCGUCUAUCAGUGUGAGCGCAACCCAUGCCCCAUGAACAGCAGAGCCUGCCAGUUGGCCGCCAACUCCAUCUCCUUCCACUACCUGCCGCUCCAAUCCAACCGCACCGUGCCCAGGGUGCUCUUCAAGAUGUCCACCACCCACCUGGUGGGCGACAGCCUGCGCUUCGCCAUUGUGGGUGGCAGGGGCCAGGGCGUCUUCGCCGUGCAGCGCUCCGACCGGCACACUGGCGAGCUGAUCCUCACCAGCCCGGUGGUGGGGCCGGCCACCUUGGAGGUGGAGCUGGAAAUGAGCAAACUCGCCCGGAAGGUUCUUCUUGGGAAGCACAUCUUCAGGGUCACGGCCUUCAUCUCCCAGUACGAGUUCUGAGCCCCCCCGAGCUGCCGGCCUCACGCAUUCCAGCAGAGAUGCCCGCCUCAGAGCUGAGAUGGGGCUUCCAGGGCAUCCAGCCAAGCUAGCCGUCUGGGGCACCCCUGCUGGCUUCUAGCAAACGUCCGGGGGAGCUGCCUCUUUGGAGACCCCCGUUCUUCACCUGGCAAAGACCUCACCCCUUGUGUCCUGCCCGUAUAGCAUGUCACGGCCUCACUGGGGCUGGCUGUGGGUGGCAGAGAAAUCGCAAUGGCCAGUGCCUAGGAGCGCAGGGCCGAGGGUGGCUCCCUGAGUAGCUUAGCUGCUCCCCAGCCUGCGGUGGCACUGGCCAGCUGACAUGCACACAGCCAGCGUGGGCACGAGCCCCCAGGGUGUCCCGUGUCAGCCGCCAGCUGCGCGUCCCGGCCGCCCCUCCAGCUUGCAUUCCCCUGCUCUCGUAUGUGCCCCGGGCUUAGACGCCGCAUCUGCCUAGGGCAGCAACAGCACAGUGAGCCCACCCAGGGCAGACGAGCAGGACCUGCCAACUGGGGAUUUGACUUCUCGUACGUAGUAACAUAAAAUAAACCGGUAACGU
Molecule: messenger RNA, 2122 nt
Organism: Chelonia mydas (Green sea turtle)
Lineage: Eukaryota; Metazoa; Chordata; Testudines; Cheloniidae
Product: fibulin-7
Exons: 8
Coding region: 1-1548 (515 amino acids)
Molecular function (GO): calcium ion binding
Source: RefSeq, a predicted model, not a curated record